AUGUGGAAGGGGAAAAGUGCACAGUUGGGAACGGGAAGAUGGGAAGCUCUUCCACCCCUUCCACCACACUUGUCAACAAUAUGGCUCCGUAGACGAUACACCGACGUAUCGGAAUCGCGUGACCAGAUGUUGCUCGCGACAGCAACCGUGACGAGUCUCGCAGCCGAUGCAACCUUAUCCCCCCGGCCGACAUAGUCGCGGGUGAAAGUACGAGAAAGUGUGAAUACGCGAUGCGCGUGAGUUCCUAACCUGUGCGGACGAUGUGCUUUCCAGCGGGAUCACCGCGACGUGAAUUCGUUCCCCUAGAUACGCGAAUUACAUAAAUUUCUCUACGUAAAAUUGCCCCUUGCCCCCUGUGCCUCGUUGAGAGCUCCGUGUCGAAAUGGCGUGUCAAGUGGAACGACUUAGAAUUUACUUUGUGACGUACAAUGUGGCCACGAAGUUUCCAGAUCCCAACCAAGAUCUUCAUCAGCUUCUGGGGAUUACACCUUGCGACACGUCAAUGUUGUGGCCAGAUUUAUAUUUCAUUGGUUUACAGGAAGUUAAAUCACAACCACAAAAUAUAGUACUAGACUAUAUACUAUUCGAGGAUCCGUGGACCAAAGCCUUCAGAGACGUGCUGAAGAAAUAUGAUUAUGUCAAAAUACGUUCACAACGUAUGCAGGGACUUGUUCUGAAUGCUUUCUGUCUGAGGAAGCACUUGACACAUUUAAGAAUGAUAGAAGCUCAAUAUACCAAGACAGGUUUUGGUGGAAUGUGGGGGAACAAAGGUGCGGUGAGCAUAAGAAUGAACACCUAUGGAAUCAGCGUUUGCGUGGUGAACACACAUCUGACUCCUCACGACCACUUGCUGGCCGAUAGAAUUUCAGAUUAUAAUACCAUAGUGACAGAUCACACGUUCACUGCUCCAUAUACAUCGAGAAUAUUAUAUCAUGACUAUGUAUUUUGGAUUGGUGAUUUAAACUUUCGGCUUAAUGGAGAGGAAUUAACUGCUGGGGAUAUAGAUUUAUUAGUGAAGAAGAAACAAUUGAAGGAACUUCUUGAAAGAGAUCAGUUGAGAAUGGUGAUGAAGGAGCAACAGGCUUUUGCCGAACUAAAUGAGAGUAGCAUUACAUUCCCGCCUACUUACAAAUACGAGUUUGAGUCAGAGGAAUUUGAUCUCAGGCGCAGACCAUCUUGGACCGACAGGAUUUUAUACAAAGUUAAUGCGGCAGAUAUUUACGACGACAUAGAAAUUCACGUUGAGCAGAAUACUUACAAGAGUCAUCCCGAUUACAGUAUUUCGGAUCAUAAACCUGUAACUGCAGAGUUUGAUAUUGUGGUCAGACCUAAUGUAAAAGAUCAAAUUGUGGAAUUUCAAGAGUGUACUGUAGAGGACAAUUUCAUAUCUUACAAACUACAGAGAGAUUUCACUCCGAGCAAUGGGGAUUGGAUAGGUCUCUUUUCUAACGAAUUCUCCAGUCUAGACGAUUACAUUGUUUAUGAAUACGUUAGUCGCAGUAAACCGACGUCAGUUUCUGAUGAACCUUACGCGAACACGGAACAAAUAUCAUACAAUGACUCGGCGCUUCGUCUGUCGGAAAUGUACUGCUUGGUGUAUGUAGCUCAACGUGGAGAUCUUAUGGAAAUUUUGGGUGUAAGUCCGGAAUUUUCGGGUUCUCGUAGAUCAGUCGAGCAAUGCGAUUCCUCUACAUAAAUUUUAUAGAAUCAGUUUAAAAAAAAGCUUAUGCGUGAUCAGUAAUCGGUUUUACCGAUAGAUUAAAUAUCAAGCUUUGUGCAAUUUUCUAUCUAGAUAAACAAAACUAUUUUUUGACUUGUUUUUUUAAUUAUCUUGUUAUCACAAUUUUUUCUGGAUAUAACGAGUAAAAUAGGUUUACUACUCUAAGUUGUGAGAAGGAAGGUUAAAUAUGAAUCAAGAAUUAUGGCCUUUAUCAGGGUGCUUUUGGUAUGGUGUGAUAAGUUUAUAAAUUAAAACUUACGAAACAAGACACGUAGGUUUUAGAUGUUACUUUUUUGGUACCUGGUUUUUGUGCUCUCAGGGUUCUUCGCGGCGUAUUAAUCGUCCGCUUUGGAGUGAGUGCAUCGUCACAAUUCUCUGCACGAGAUAUUUUUUUUAAUCCAUUAACACCCGCUGUUAUUAGAGAAUAGGAUAAGUACAUAAUUAUUAUUUCCUGCCUCUCGGGUGUUAAUGGUUACGUGUGCGCUCACAUGCGUUAUACAUAUAUAUAUAUACAUAUAUUGACUGUUUUCUUAGCAUAAUUUUUAGCGGAAAUUUUGAUUCUGGCAAGCUACGCUUGAAUUGUAAAAACUUACACUGUUUGUUAUAUACAUAUAUAUAGCGCGCUGUCGGAAUAAAUUAAAUGAACAAAUGUACACUGUGGUUUAAAAGGGAACGCAAGAAUAAAGGAUAUUAAUAUUUUGUA
Messenger RNA from Monomorium pharaonis (pharaoh ant), 2423 nucleotides. Its product is annotated as inositol polyphosphate 5-phosphatase K. The transcript has 9 exons. Bases 383 to 1696 code for a protein of 437 amino acids. Gene Ontology annotation, molecular function: phosphatidylinositol-4,5-bisphosphate 5-phosphatase activity. Gene Ontology annotation, biological process: phosphatidylinositol dephosphorylation. Gene Ontology annotation, cellular component: ruffle; plasma membrane; cytoplasm. NCBI's taxonomy places the organism in Eukaryota, Metazoa, Arthropoda, Insecta, Hymenoptera, Formicidae. The record is from RefSeq and is a predicted model, not a curated record.